UGGCAGACCCGUUGACUAAGAGAGUUUCUUUUUCAAAAAAAUAACUCAAAGGCGAGUCAUUGGCAAUGGUAGUUCCAAAGAAAACAGUUCAGGUGAUAUUUUAGCCAGUGCAUAGCUAUUUGAUUCACCCGUUUUUGCAAGAAACACCGAGUCGGCAGUUACCUGAAAACUGACCAACAGGGAAACACUGGAAUACACGGUGGCUAGGAGAGAAACUUGUUUACCAGCGUCUAUUUAAUUUUGAAAGGUAAGGGUGGUGUGCCAUGAAAUAAUCAUUGAGCAAAAAGUUAGAAAAUAACAGCUACUUUUAGUGCUUUUUAAUGACGUUCGAAUGGGUUUUUAAUUACAAGAAACACAACAAGUAAAUUUGAUUCAUAAACAUUUGAUGUUGAAAUCUGCAUAGUUUAUUGUUAGAUCACUUUGCAUAAUCAAAACAAAAUUCUUACCGUUUUAAGGUUUACAGGAUCAAAACAAAAUUCAUACUGUUUAAGGUUUUGAUCGUGAUCUAGGCUUGGAGUGUGAGUACUGAGGCAGCCUGAACAGUUCCAUCCAGAUUCAUGCACUCGUGUCGAUAUCUUGAGCUGGUGAUCAGUUCUGCCCGGAAGAAAUGACUAACGAGAGGCGACAAUGACAUCUGCCCAAUAUUUAAAAUCAACGCUGCUAAGAUGAGAUAGAUAUAUUCAUUAUAUACAAUUAAAUCAGGCUUCCGUGCAAAAAACAUCUCUAAUGAUUUAGGACCCAGAAAAAUAUGCCUUAAUGGAAGUUGUAUAGUAAUUAUGUAGUGUUUAAUAUUCUCAUUUCCAAUGAAAAUAGUGCUGGAAGAGGUUUGAAGUAAAAUGACAUUUCGACCGUGUGUCGCGUUUAGUUUGCCUAAGACACAGUCUGAAGCCAGUAAACAGUGUAACAACCUGUCCUCUUGGUGUAUGCGACAAUAAUUAUUAUGCGCUUAACUUUAUUGUGCAUUCAUGAAUUUUUUAGGGCUUUCACGUUGAAUUGACUUGAAUAAUACCAAAAGAAAAAUAAUGAUUUUACUCCUUUGAAGAAAUGCAAAUCAAGGUGGAUAAAACUUGAUAGUUUUCACUGCUAUGGCCGUGUUAUUAAAUGUAUUUGACUAAGGCGUUAGCUUUUGUUAUUUUUUUCGGUUUUACAACUUGUGAGCCGUCACCUGCUCUUGCCGACCACCUGACGCACCCUGUAGCGAAGUAUUGUUAGAACUUCAACAAGCAAACUCUAACGACAAACCAAACCGAAAUGAAAACAAAACUAUGUGGAUGAAACUACACGGUGCUCGUAUCAGCAUUAAUUCCACUUCACUUUGUACAGUUUAUCACGCGCGCAUGGCAAAGUAACUCUGUUUACAGAACAGACUAUGUUUCAUUUCAAGCCAAGCUACCAAUCUUCCUUUCAACUGUCAACCUGAGCCGUAGUUUCGGUUCCUUGUGUGAGUUGUGGGCGAUGUUAUUCAUUUGGUUUUUUUCCUGUUUGGCGCAAUUCUCCGGAGUGGAAGGAUAUCAGUCGAAAUUCACCAGCAUUCCUUCCAAACCAACUUCAUCGCUCAGUGGCAACAAUGUGACAUUUAUGUGGAGAUAUCACACAAGUCAUGCUGACAAAUCUCAUUUCCGAUUGCUUGUGUUUGGACUGUGGACAAAUGGAGAUAUUUCAACUCCUUUAGUGAGCUUGUCAAAAAAUGGCAGCCUAGUUUGUUAUUCGGAUCGCAUCGUAUGGCUUGGGAACAAGACUGCAGCAGUAUUUCAACUCCGUCGUGUGACUAUUCAAGAUGGCGGUGAAUAUGGUUUAAAGUUGAACUUUGAGGCAUUUACUUUACGAGAUUCAGUAAAUCUAACUGUCAUUGCUCCACCCCGAAUUAAGAAGAGCAAAAGUAAAUUGGCGGAAGUGAAAGUAUCAGAAGGCGAGUCAGCUGUUUUGCCAUGUCACGUGACUGGUAAUCCUCAGCCGUGGAUCUCAUGGUCACGCGAUGGGAAAACACUUCAGAACAGCACGAGAAAGAGCGGGUUGAUGCUACCAGCUACUCAUGGAAACAUGACGGGAUUGUAUACCUGCGUUGCUGGUAACAAGGCAGGGAUUGAUGAAUAUCAUGUGUUGUUGCUCGUGACAUCCUGUGAACAUCAGUCAAGUGGAGUAAAACAUCGCACAAAAGAACUGUCUGAGCCAGAUCACAGGCAUAUUCACGACGACUUACAUGAACGGGCAACUUUUACCCCUACACUGGUUGUGGCUUUUGUUUUAUUCAUCAUCUUUGGAGCGUACUUCUUUUUCCGAUACGCAGGGUCAAGAAGCAAGAAAUUCAGGAAAUACAACAAAAUGUCACAGGAUGAGCAAGCCAGGAGUUUGAUGGGUGAAUGGUCAAAUUUUGCUGAUAGUGGAGAAAAAAUAUGAACUUACCGAAAAUAACUAACGACAAUUGAUUCAAUGCAAAAUGUGGAAUAUAUAAACCCAAUUCAACCAAAAUUAAGAGUGGCACUUUCGUCAUUCAAUUUUGUAUUUUUCUCGUGAUGCAAAGUCUGGUAGUCUUUUGUAAGAGGAGAUUACCUGGUAACGAACUCAUCAAAAUAUUUUCAGACAUGACAUAUACACUCAGUGAUGGCCACGUGAUUCAAUUUUCUAACUUCCCGUAUAAAGUACCUUUCUUAACCUCAUAAGAGGAUACCUAACAACGAAAAACCUCCAGAAAGAAAUCCUAAGAACUGUCCCUCAGUACGUCUCGGUAGAUUCGUGCAAUGGAAAUAGAAUUAUUUUCUAGGUGGGAACAGAGAAAGGAAACAUUGGUAAUUUGGACAGGGCCCAAAUUUAUUCGUACUGACUUUGUAUUACCAACAUUUUAAGGUUUUAAGGUAAGGAUGUCCUUAUACGUCAAUAACAGCCCGCGUCAACUGCUUUCUUUGACGCUGUAAAGACUUUUAAUUUCAACACUAGCACAAAUAUGCAAUAACUUUGCUUUGUAAUGCAUGUUUUACUUUAUUAGUUGACAGGCUAACGCAAUGGAAGGCAGUAUAAAUUGCUAAUAGAAUGUUCUUUCUUAAGAAUAACGAACAAUCCUAUUAUAACUAUUAACAAAUAAUGUUAGAUUUUCAUCAAGUUCAGAUUGAACAAAUCGAAAAAGAUCAGUGCAAUUAAGGAUAAGUUGACGCACUAAGGAAACAAUAGAGGAGUUCACGCUCUAAGGGCAUUAUGGGUAAUCAGGGCAAAUUUACAAAGAAGCAAAGCCAUAAAACAAAUGUUUAUCUUUAUAUUUCCGUUCUGAUUUCACAUUUGGAGACGAAACAUAUAUUGUAGACGGAGAAACCCUUUUUCUGGGUUUACCAGCGUUUUUGAGCCCAUCGAGUGAUUGUUGUGGGCGUAGGAAUUUUUUUACUGUUAAAACCGAAUGAUUUGAUCAAGUCUUAGCCGCUAAAGCCACAAAGAUAACUUCUCCGUUACUCUGAUAAGUAGGCUAAUGCCUAGCUCAAUCGACUCAAAAGCGCUACUUGAUGUAGAAAAAGGUUUUCUCUAUUUACAGUAAAACGUUUUU
Molecule: messenger RNA, 3529 nt
Organism: Orbicella faveolata
Lineage: Eukaryota; Metazoa; Cnidaria; Anthozoa; Scleractinia; Merulinidae
Product: basement membrane proteoglycan-like
Source: RefSeq, a predicted model, not a curated record